Molecule: messenger RNA, 3920 nt
Organism: Fundulus heteroclitus (mummichog)
Lineage: Eukaryota; Metazoa; Chordata; Actinopteri; Cyprinodontiformes; Fundulidae
Gene: clocka
Product: clock circadian regulator a
Exons: 22
Coding region: 565-2994 (809 amino acids)
Biological process (GO): circadian regulation of gene expression; regulation of transcription by RNA polymerase II
Cellular component (GO): nucleus; cytoplasm; CLOCK-BMAL transcription complex
Molecular function (GO): protein dimerization activity; DNA-binding transcription factor activity, RNA polymerase II-specific; E-box binding
Source: RefSeq, a predicted model, not a curated record
UGGUUUCAGUCAAUCUGACUGAAAACACGAUUACGUUUCAACAGCAUGUACCAUAUAUGUUAAACGACAAAGACUGUAAGCGGCAGAAGUAAGUCGAGGUGCUGUGCGCGAGUCUACGCGGCAGGGGCGCGUGCGUUUUCUGGAGAACAGCGGCGGGCCGUUUUGGCUCCGGUUCCAACUCCAGUCAGUCUGCCUCCUCAGCCUGCGCAGUCAACCGCCAGCAGCGCCAGCGGGUGCAGGGAUAUCCCGAUGAAAGUCUGGACUCCGCGGAGAAACAGAUGUUGCUGCCAUGUACAACACUUGCAUCCAAAGGAGAACAGAAACUCAUCUGACUGAAGACCUUUUACAAACGUGCAGCUCCCUCGUUGUAGAAACGUUCAGCGACUCUCCUCCAAGACUCAAGUCCGACAUCAACCGCUGUUACAGUCCACCCAGCGAGACUCUUCACUCGUCCAUACACACUUUCCUCUCACAGGACUGGCUUUAUUUCUGGUUCAUUCACAAAUGUCUACCGCACGAUUAAAAGACUACACUCCAAGUCGGCAGCCCUGAACCGGUUACAAAAUGACCUCGAGCAUUGACCGAGAUGACAGCAGCAUUUUUGAUGGGUUAUUGGAAGAGGAUGAAAAGGACAAAGCCAAACGUGUGUCCCGUAACAAGUCUGAGAAGAAACGCAGAGACCAGUUCAAUGUCCUCAUUAAGGAGUUGGGCACCAUGUUGCCAGGCAACACUCGCAAGAUAGACAAGUCUACUAUUUUGCAGAAAAGCAUCGACUUCCUGCACAAACACAAAGAAAUCGCUGCACAGUCAGAAUCAAGCGAGAUCAGACAAGACUGGAAGCCUCUGUUUCUAAGUAAUGAAGAGUUCACCCAGCUGAUGCUAGAGGCCUUGGAUGGAUUUUUUCUCGCUAUUAUGGCUGACGGGAAUAUAAUCUAUGUUUCUGAGAAUGUGACUUCUCUACUGGAGCACCUACCUUCUGAUCUGGUGAAUCAGAACCUUUUAAAGUUUCUGCCCUCUGGGGAGCACUCUGAUGUGUCCAAAGCUCUGUCCUCACAUGUCACAGAAGGAGAGACCCUAACGCCGGAGUACCUAAAAACAAAGAAUCAGCUUGAGUUCUGUUGCCAUAUGCUUCGAGGGACAAUCGACCCCAAAGAACCUCCCGUGUAUGAAUAUGUCAGGUUCAUCGGAAACUUCAAAUCCCUGAAUAAUGUGCCUAAAUGUAACAGAAAUGGUUUUGAAGGAGUGAUCCAGCGAUCGCUUCACUCGACAUUUGAGGACAGAGUGUGUCUUAUUGCGACUGUAAGGCUUGCCAAACCCCAGUUCCUUAAGGAGAUGUGUACAGUUGAGGAGCCUAACGAGGAAUUCACCUCUAGGCAUAGUUUAGAGUGGAAAUUUCUCUUCUUGGACCACAGAGCUCCACCCAUCAUAGGGUACCUCCCAUUUGAAGUCCUGGGUACUUCGGGAUAUGACUACUACCACGUAGAUGACCUGGAGACCCUGGCCAAAUGUCACGAGCACUUGAUGCAAUACGGGAAAGGAAAGUCCUGCUACUACAGGUUCCUCACCAAAGGGCAGCAGUGGAUUUGGCUGCAGACCCAUUACUACAUCACUUACCAUCAGUGGAACUCCAGACCUGAGUUUAUUGUCUGCACUCACACUGUUGUGAGCUACGCUGAAGUACGAGCAGAACAACGGCGCGAGCUUGGAAUUGAAGACUCUCCCCCUGAGCUCACAGCGGACAAGCAGUCCCAGGAUUCGGGUUCCGAGUCCCAACCCAACGCCCCCAGCCUGAAAGAAGUCCUGGGGCGUUUCAACCACAGCCGCACCCCGUCGGCCUCAUCACGCAGCUCACACAAAUCCUCCCUUACUGCUGUUUCUGACCCAGCUCCAUCGCAGAAGAAGAUUCAGGGAGACAGAAGUACACCAGGUCGACAGUCUGUGGAAAUGACAUCACAGCGCAGAUCGUCUGUCAGCAGUCCGCAGUCAAUGAGCUCACAAACCACGGGUCAGAACGUGGCGCCCUUCAUGGUUUCACAGCAGCAGCCUCAGCAACAGCAGCAGCUUCCCAACAACCAAUCGGUGCAGUACUCCAACCAGCUGGAAGCCAUGCAGCACCUGAAGGAGCAGCUGGAGAAGAAAACCAGGGUGAUCGAGGACAACAUCCAGCGGCAGCUGGAUGAGCUGCGGCAGAUCCAAGUGGAGCUGCAGAGGGUGCAGGGCCAGAGUCUGCAGAUGUUCCAACAGAAAGCGGACGACGGACUGAACCUCAGCUCUGCUCAGACUCCCUAUGGCCAGCAGGGGGGGUCACUGGGCAUGCAAGGCCAGGGGGUCCCUGCAGCGCCUCUACAUAACAGCAUACAGCAACAGCACGCAGUCCAGAACCAGUCCCAGCUCUCACAGCCUCAGCACUCGACACUCACUCUGCAGCCUCAACAAAAUCCCCUCCCCGGACCCAUCUACAGUACUAUGAUGAUCCCGCAGCAAAGCCCAGCUAACAUGGUCCAGAUUUCCACAAGCCUGGCACAAAAUACCGGACCCAGCACGCCUGCUGUGGCGACGUUUGCGCAGGACCGUGCUGCUCAGUUAAGGUUUCCUGCAGCUCCUCAUCUGCUGACUAAACUGGUCACGGGACAGAUGCCAUGUGGGGCAGUCAUGGUCCCCCCAACCAUGUUUGUGGGUCAGGUGGUGACGACCUUCGCUCCUCAGCAGGGCCAGACUCAGACCAUCAGCAUUUCUCAGCAGGAGCAGCAGUCCCAGGUUGCAGCCCUGCAGGCAGGACAGGCCCUGCAGCAGCCGCAGUUCCUGCAGACUCCUCGGUUCCUCCAUGGAAGCCAGCCCACCCAGCUGAUCCUUCAGGCCCCGUUCCCUCUGCAGCAGCACAGCGCCUUCGCGGCGGCGGCCCAGCAGCAGCAGAAACAGUUACAGCAGCAGCAGCAGCUGACUGCUCACCGCUCAGACGGCCUGUCCGACCGCCCGUCCACUCAGCCGCAGUAGCCGGCUGAAGUCAGAUUGACCAAAGUCAGGCAUGGAAGUCUUUAAACAAAGGAGUGAUCAUUAGUUCUGCAGAGAACAUGGAGGGAGGAGGAGGGCGUGGCUGUCCACUCUUCUAACAAGGAUCUGGUGUUUGUAAAAAUAAAAAAACUCUGAACAGGAAGAGUUGAGCAGAACAGGGGCCUGGCUCGCUGUGACUCCGCCUUUAGCUUUGCAUCACUAUGGAGUUAAGAUUUUAUCUUCAACAUCUUCGAGCAGAGCAGCCGGAGGUUUGGAUGGUCUUAUUUAGCUGUUCCUGUUUUUCUCUAUGAAAAUAAUUAUGGGUCAGAAAAUAUUUUUAUGAAUGUGGUGUAGAUGGCAGUUUAACUGUACAGUAUAUCAUGUGUAACAUAUAAUGUAAAUAUACAGAAACAGAAAGACCUAAUAUUUUAUAUGAUGCAUGAAAUGCAUAGUGUUUCUUUGCAGCUUUGAAUAUGCUUUUUUUUUUUUUUUUUUUUUUUUUUUCAAGGAUUCUAAGAAAAAAGAUCUGAAAUGCUCAGUGGCUGAUGUUUUCCAACUGUCUCUCUCCCGCGGGGAUGUUUGUGCGUCUGCUUAGCAGACAAUGCUGAAGCUCUGUAUUGUGUCCCGUUUUUUUUUUUUUUUUUUUUAAUCCUUGACAUUUUAUGUUCCACACGGUUUAUAUCAACCGACUGACAGACACAUUUUUUUUGUCAUUUUUUUUCAUGAAAUGAAAACUACCUACUACCAAGAUGAAGCUAAAUGAAAGCUGCAGUAAGCUUUGUCGUCACAGUCAUAUCUUAAUUUAUUUGUCUCACUUCUUUUCUGAAGAUCUUUCAAUCUCCCAUCUCUGGUGUCUGUAUAAUUGUUCAAGAUGCUAUGUUCCACAUUUGAAAAAAAAAAUAUAUAGAAAUGUUUAAAAGGAAAUUCUA